AGCCGAGGCCAGCAUGGAAUGACAGGGAGAACAUGGCGAAGGCAGGCAGCAGAUGAGGAAACAGAAGAGGCAGCAGAUGAGGAAGAGCUCGGGGACCAGGGCACUGCAAGGGUGGUGGUGCAAGAAGAUGAGGAGUCAGAUGAGGAGCAGGCUGAUGAAGUUGGCGCACAAGCCGAAGAAGACUCGCAGGAAGAAGAGGUAGGCCAGGAUGAGCUAGAGAAAGAAGAGAAAAUGUCCUCCUGCCAGGACAGUAUGGAGGAGGGGGAGGAAGAGCAGGGCGAGGAGGAAGAGGAAGAGGAGGCGCUUGAGCCAGCGGAAGACGAUGAAGAGGAGGAGGAUGCGACAGAGAAGCAGCCGGCCAAGGAUCAGGAAGAUUAUGAUGCUGAGGAGGAAGACGAGACAAAAGACGAAGAGCUGGAUGCUGCUGAGGACGAAGACGACAAGAGUGACCACUUGUUUGUGAAG
Messenger RNA from Symbiodinium pilosum, 465 nucleotides. The record is from the annotation of a GenBank genome assembly. Lineage: Eukaryota; Dinophyceae; Suessiales; Symbiodiniaceae.